Messenger RNA from Cylicostephanus goldi, 219 nucleotides. The record is from the annotation of a GenBank genome assembly. Lineage: Eukaryota; Metazoa; Nematoda; Chromadorea; Rhabditida; Strongylidae.
AUGUGCCUACAGCAAUGCUCCCCAGGUUGGAUUUUGGAGUGGUGGUGGCAAAAGCGGCUUCAGGUGCCGGUGUUUUACGAAUGGUCUAAACAUAGCGUGCAAGGUGUUAGCUUAUUGCGACGGUAUAUCAAUGUGCCUACACCAAUGUUUUCAAUAGCAGUUCCAGCAGUAGUCGUUGCGGUUCCCGAUUCGGGAACUGGAGUGCUGCGAAUUGUCUAA